GAGGGGCAUCACCACACACAUAUACACACACACUGCGAGACUAAAACAAGCCCUUCGCACUACAGUCAAGUGAAGCAGGUCCCCACAUAACAUCACAUUCCCCUGGGCCUGGAGUUGGCUGGUUUCCAUCUGAAGCUGAUUGAAAUGAUUGUCCUUGUAGUACGGAGACUCUGAUGGAGCUAGGCUGGGGUCAGAGUGCAGGGUCAGCCAUGAUACAGCACCCCUGGAGCAAAUAGGGUCAAGGGCCUUGCUCAAGGGCCCAACAGUGGCAUCUAUUGUACACACUGAAAAUGAAGUAGUUGCAUGUGAAAGACUAAACACAACAGACACGAUCAAUUACAACAAAUCAGGAGAUUGUGACAGUAAUGAUGUGUGUCCACUAAUAAUGGAUCACAUGAGCAGACCAGACAGAAACAAACACACACACAGGCAUAUGGAUGAAGACAGAUAUCCUGCUGACAGAGCUUUUAACAGUCGUGUCACAACAGAAGACAUUAUGCACAUUCCUCCUCGUCCCCCUCGAAGUGUCCUGCCAGGAUGUAAAGCCCCCUCCAUCAACAGAAACCUGAAACCUGGGAGAUUGCCCAAAAGUUACUCAGAUGGAAAAUUUGACUUUGUGGGAUCUACUGACAAGGAUUUCAAAGCUCCACAGAGGCCGGUGAGAUCUUUGCCCAGAGAUCAGUUGAAUUUACCACCUUUGCCAGGACAAACCAGCACUGACCAGUUAAACCAGGUCGAUCAGUUUAAUGUGUCUCCUCCAUCCAGACCAGCACCAGUUUCACCACAAAUCAGAACCAACAAAAGCAACACAAACACAUGGCCCGAAUCAAGUCUGAUCGGAAGGGAGAAUGUUAGAAACAGACAAUCAUCUACAAGUCAGUCGUCUCAGAGGUUUUCUCUGGAUUUAGACUCUCAGGAUCUAGACAGUGAUUGUGAGAGAGAACGCAGCUCGUCUGAUUCUCAUUUAAAGAUACAGCAGCAUCAUGAGUGGCCACCAGCUAAAGGAGACACAAACCACAGCAGUUACACCAAUCACAGCAAACCUGCACAGCAGGAGUGUUUGCUUCAAGGUCAGCUGUCUCCUCAAAAAAUGAACUUUUACACAAAGAUUGGAUUGGAGGAGCAGAACUGGUAUGUUGGCACAGUUAGUCGUGUGGAAGCAGAACAUGCGCUUCACCUGGUCAACCAGGAAGGAGCAUUUCUGGUGCGCGACUGUUCCAAGAACACUACCUAUGAGCCCUUCGUCCUUGCUGUGUUUUAUGACAAAAGAGUUUUCAACAUUCAGAUCCGUUUCAGUGAAGAGACGAGCAAAUACACUCUGGGAACUGGACUCAGAACAAAUGACAGGUUUGAUUCAGUGACUGACAUCAUCAAGUUCCAUUCCAUAUUUCCCAUCAUCCUCAUCGAUGGACGCAAAACAUCAAGAGCAGCAGCCACUGAAAGGAGACAGUGUGUCCUCAUGUACCCAAUCACAAAGCAGGACAUUAUACAGCUGUUGAAUUAAACCACACCAGCGAAUAUAAAUAGUCUUCAAAGACUUUUAAUGAUGUUUGACUGGUACAGACUCAAAUGUACAGAACACUUUGCAGCUGAAAGACAUUGGAUGUAAAAUAAAUCAAUUAUUUGAUAAUGUCAGUGUCAAAAUAAUAAUUUAAAAACAGAUACGCUUCUGAUGCUUAAGACAAUGUACGGUGUAUGGUUUGACAAACUCAAUGUUAAUCUAAAAUCCAAACACAAUCUGAACAGUUCUUUUUUUUUCACAGGCACAUGCUAUUAACAGUUCAUGUUAUAAGAGAAAAGUUUAAUAGUGGGAUCAUUUGAGGUAGACUUAAAAAAGGAUGUUAAAAGAUCAAACUCCAUCAGUUUAGUGACUGUACACUUUACAACAGAAGUACAAGACCACUGUUCUGCUGUAGUCUGCAUUGACAUACUCCAUACACAGACAAAAGUUUGUUUUAAAAAAAACAAAAACAACAUCCGAAGUUUGAAUUUCACAAAACACAGAGCUUUACCCAACAAACAAAAUGUGCACAGGAGUAUUUGUUGAUUCAUCCAUUCAGGAGAAUUUGAAGAUCCCGAGAAAAGUUCUGAAGGUCAGAAAACAUUCAGAUGAACACCAAUUCUCAUGUGUUAUAUGGUACAGCAGGGCUACUCAACUUCCGAAAGGUUAGGGGCCGCAAAGUUGGAUCCCUGUACCCUUGAGGACCGCACUCUUCAUUUUUAUUAUAUAUAUAUAUACUAAUAUAUAUAUACACAGUGCAUCCGGAAAGUAUUCACAGCGCUUCACUUUUUCCACAUAUUGUUAUGUUACAGCCUUAUUCCAAAAUGGAUUAAAUUCAUUAUUUUCCUCAAAAUUCUACAAACAAUACCCCAUAAUGACAACGUGAAAGAAGUUUGUUUGAAAUCUUUGCAAAUUUAUUAAAAAUAAAAAACGAAAAAAAUCACAUGUACAUAAGUAUUCACAGCCUUUGCUCAAUACUUUGUUGAAGCACCUUUGGCCCCAAUUACAGCCUCAAGUCUUUUUGAGUAUGAUGCUACAAGCUUGGCACACCUAUUUUUGGGCAGUUUUUCCCAUUCUUCUUUGCAGGACCUCUCAAGCUCCAUCAGGUUGGAUGGGGAGCGUCGGUGCACAGCCAUUUUCAGAUCUCUCCAGAGAUGUUCAAUCGGGUUCAAGUCUGGGCUCUGGCUGGGCCACUCAAGGACAUUCACAGAGUUGUCCCGGAGCCACUCCUUUGUUAUCUUGGCUGUGUGCUUAGGGUCGUUGUCCUGUUGGAAGAUGAACCUUCACCCCAGUCUGAGGUCCAGAGCGCUCUGGAACAGGUUAUCAUCAAGGAUGUCUCUGUACAUUGCUGCAUUCAUCUUUCCCUCAAUCCUGACUAGUCUCCCAGUUCCUGCUGCUGAUCCCCACAGCAUGAUGCUGCCACCACCAUGCUUCACUGUAGGGAUGGUAUUGGCCAGGUGAUGAGCGGUGCCUGGUUUCCUCCAGACAUGACGCUUGCCAUUCAGGCCAAAGAGUUCAAUCUUUGUUUCUCAUGGUCUGAGAGUCCUUCAGGUGCCUUUUGGUAAACUCCAGGCGGGCUGUCAUGUGCCUUUUACUGAGGAGUGGCUUCCAUCUGGCCACUCUACCAUACAGGCCUGAUUGGUGGAGUGCUGCAGAGAUGGUUGUUCUUCUGGAAGGUUCUCCUCUCUCCACAGAGAAAUGCUGGAGCUCUGUCAGAGUGACCAUUGGGUUCUUGGUCACCUCCCUGACUAAGGCCCUUCUCCCCCGAUCGCUCAGUUUGGCCGGGCGGCCAGCUCUAGGAAGAGUCCUGGUGGUUCCAAACUUCUUCCAUUUACGGAUGGUGGAGGCCACUGUGCUCAUUGGGACCUUCAAUGCUGCAGAAAUUUUUCUGUACCCUUCCCCAGAUUCCCCACUGUUAACUGUGGGACCUUAUAUAGACAGGGGUGUGCCUUUCCAAAUCAUGUCCAAUCAACUGAAUUUACCACAGGUGGACUCCAAUCAAGUUGUAGAAACAUCUCAAGGAUGAUCAGUGGAAACAGGAUGCACCUGAGCUCAAUUUUGAGUCUGCAAAGGCUGUGAAUACUUAUGUACAUGUGAUUUUUUUCGUUUUUUAUUUUUAAUAAAUUUGCAAAGAUUUCAAACAAACUUCUUUCACGUUGUCAUUAUGGGGUAUUGUUUGUAGAAUUUUGAGGAAAAUAAUUAAUUCAAUCUAUUUUGGAAUAAGGCUGUAACAUAACAAAAUGUGGAGAAAGUGAAGCGCUGUGAAUACUUUCCAGAUGCACUGUAUAUAUACACACAGUAUAUUAGGCAUGUAAGGAUACACAUAUUUCAUGAUACAAUGCAAUAUGAGCACCCACAAAUGUUUCUCUCAAACUAUUCAAGGAUUCGACAUAAAUGUAUUUUAAAUCAUAAAUACCACAAAAGUGUCUGACAUUGGCAACAAAAAACAGAACAGAGAAAACUCAUAUGAACUCACAAUUUUCUUGAGAAAAUAAGUUUGUCUACACUGUAGUCAUUUAUAUUUGUAUAACACUUUCACAAUACACAUCGUUUCAAAGCAGCUUUACAGAAAAUCAUGCCUUGUUGUCUGAAAGCCUCCUGUGAACCAGCUGAAGGAAAAAAACUGGAGAGGAAUCUGACCUCUGGUUUUACGAUAUAUGUACAUAAUUCAAUAUUAUUUAGCAGCUUGAGCAAAAACCGAUCGGCACACCUUAUUUUUAUUUUUUUUGCCGUCUUCCCCGGUUUCACUUUGCAUAUAAACUUUACCGCCGUUAUUACCGUUUAUAGCAUGUGCACAAGUGUUGUUCUCAAAGCUGUUUACAUUUUGAAGUCAAAAGCAGAUAAUUAUAAGUCUCAUGUUUUUUGAUAGUUAUGACUCAUACCUUAUGAGCGUCUUGCUGUGCAUGUGACACUGUUAAACGUACUGCUGCUGUUUCUGCCUCACAAAUCCACCGAUUUUCACGGUGAUGUUGGCGUAAAUAAAACGACAUGUUUGAUGUACUGUAGCACCAGGACAUGACACCGUUGUUUGGCAAAUUCGACAAGCUGUACCAAUACAGAUGCCGUUCGCCAUCGAUGUUCUCGUCUAUGUACUGUAAGUGUGUCUCCGGGGAGGAGACCGUUCCUCUCAAUGUUGCACUGAUUGGUUUUAAUUACACUAUAAUGUGUUUAUGUAUCAUAAGAUACAAUGCUAUACAAUAUUUUUUUACACCCCUAAUAUAUACAGCUCUGGAAAAAAAUUAAGAAACCACUCCAGAGGCCUGGGUAGCUCAACGAGUAUUGACGCUGACUAUCACACCUGGAGUCGCGAAUUUGAAUCCAGGGCAUGCUGAGUGAAUCCAGCCAGGUCUCCUAAGCGACCAAAUUGGCCCGGUUGCUAGGGAAGGUAGAGUCACAUGGGGUAACCUCCUCAUGGUCACUAUAAUGUAGUUCUCGCUCUUGGUGGGGCACGUGGUGAGUUGUGCAUGGAUGCCGCAGAGAAUAGCGUGAAGCCUCCACAUGCGCUACGUCUCCGAGGUAACGCGCUCAACAAGUCACGUGAUAAGAUGCACGGAUUGAUGGUCUCAGACGUGGAGGCAACUGAGAUUCGUCCUCCACCACCCGGAUUGAGGCGAGUCACUACGCAACCACGAGGGCUUAGAGCGCAUUGGGAAUUGGGCAUUCCAAACUGGGGAGAAAAAGGGGAGAAAAAAAACAAAACAAAAAAACACUCCAAAUGUUUCUUAAAUCAGCAUCUCUACAUGUACGGCAGCCAUUCCAGUGUCUGUUGAAUUCCAACACAAGCACACCUCGUUCUACUUAAUGAGGUACUGAUUAAGUAAUCACCUGAACCAAAUCUUUUUUAAUGAGGAAAAGUAUAAAAACUACUGCUGUCGUCAUCACUAUCCUCUUGCAAUAGGACCAGCUAGAUGGCAAAAACAGUGCUAGUAGUAGCUCAAAAGCAAUUGGAAUCAAAAAUAACUACUGACCAUGCCAAAAGAGUUGAAAAGAAAAGUUUUCACUGAGGAAAAGAAGAGUUCAAUUCUAGCUUUACUGGCAGAGGGAUACAGUGAGCGUCAGGUUGCUUCCAUCUUUAAAAUUUCAAAGAUGGCGGUUCAUAAGAACAAGGUCAAGCAGCAGACAUUAGGGACAUCGAAGCUACAGACCGGCUGAGGGCGAAAUGGACUCUCCACUGGGAGACUGCCAACUCAUUCGAAUGUCACUCAACAACGUAGGAUGACAUCAAGUGACCUACAAAAAGAAUGGCAAACGGCAGCUGGGGUGAAGUGCACGGCGAGGACGGUUCGAAACAGGCUCCUAAGGGCAGGGCUGAAGUCGUUCAAAGCUAGAAAAAAGCCCUUCAUCAAUGAGAAGUAAAGAAGAGCCAGGCUGAGGUUUGCAAAAGACCAUAAGGAUUGGACCGUAGAGGACUGGAGGAAGGUCAUCUUCUCUGAUGAAUCCAAUUUUCUGCUUUCCCAACACCUGGUCGUCUAACGGUUAGAUGGAGACCUGGAGAGGCUUACAAGCCACGGUGUCUUGCACCCACUGUGAAAUUUGGUGGAGUAUCGGUGAUGAUCUGGGGGUGCUUCAGCAAGGCUGGAAUAGGGCAGAUUCGUCUUUGUGAAAGACACAUGAAUCAAGCCACGUACAAGGUUAUCCUGGAAGAAAACUUGCUUCCUUCUGCUCUGACAAUGUUCCCCAUCUCUGAGGAUUGGUUUUUCCAGCAGGACAAUGCUCCAUGCCACACAGCCAGGUCAAUCAAGGUGUAGAUGGAGGACCACCGGAUCAAGACCCUGUCAUGCCCAGCCCAAUCUCCAGACCUGAACCCCAUUGAAAACCUCUGGAAUGAGAUCAAGAGGAAGAUGGAUGGCCACAAGCCAUCAAACAAAGCCGAGCUGCUUGAAUUUUUGCACCAGGAGUGGCAUAAAGUCACCCAACAGCAAUGUGAAAGUCUGGUAGAGAGCAUGCCAAGACACAUGAAAGCUGUGAUUGAAAAUCAGGAUUAUUCCAUCAAAUAUUGAUUUCUGAACUCUAAGUUAAAACAUUAGUAUUGUGUUGUUUAAUAAUGAAUAUGAUCUUGUUUUCUUUGCAUUAUUCAAGGUCUUAAAACACUGCAUCUUUUGGGUUAUUUUGACCAGUUGUCAUUUUCUGCAAAUAAAUGCUCUAAAUGACAAUAUUUUUAUUUGGAAUUUGGGAGAAAUGUUGUCAGUAUUUUAUAUAAUAAUAUAAAAAUUUUCAUUUUACUCAAACACAUACCUAUAAAUAAUAAAUCCAGAGAAACUGAUCAUUUUGCAGUGGUCUCUUCAUUUUGUCAAGAGCUGUAUUUAUAAUUAUAAAAAAAAAUUAUAUUAAGAAUGUUGGAAUGUUAUUAA
Molecule: messenger RNA, 6852 nt
Organism: Myxocyprinus asiaticus (Chinese sucker)
Lineage: Eukaryota; Metazoa; Chordata; Actinopteri; Cypriniformes; Catostomidae
Product: cytokine-dependent hematopoietic cell linker-like
Exons: 21
Coding region: 386-1504 (372 amino acids)
Biological process (GO): intracellular signal transduction; cell surface receptor protein tyrosine kinase signaling pathway
Source: RefSeq, a predicted model, not a curated record